Molecule: messenger RNA, 3781 nt
Organism: Carassius gibelio (silver crucian carp)
Lineage: Eukaryota; Metazoa; Chordata; Actinopteri; Cypriniformes; Cyprinidae
Product: AT-rich interactive domain-containing protein 3B-like
Exons: 9
Coding region: 262-2091 (609 amino acids)
Biological process (GO): regulation of transcription by RNA polymerase II
Cellular component (GO): nucleus
Molecular function (GO): DNA binding
Source: RefSeq, a predicted model, not a curated record
GUUAAUGUGCGGGGGGAGGUUGGCUCCGGCUGGAGGAGGAAAAGUCGAGGGGACUCUGGGAGUCCCUCAGCGCGCAGUUCGGGAGGUGAGGUCAGGCGUUUCCCCUUUGGCUGGCCCCCGUGUCGAGUGUUUUUCCCCCUCUGUAAACACCGAGAGGUUUAUUACCGUUCUAUCGGAGGGGAUAUUACACGUUCGGGUGGAUGAACACGGACUCGGUGCGCUGAGCAAAACACGCACGGUGGUUUAUCUAGGAAAAGAGUGAUGGUGGACAAUUCCAGUAGCAGUAAAGCGCAAGUGCCCAGCUUGUCUCAGGACAGUGGUCUGGCUGGUGCAUUUUCCCAGGUAGCUUUUGGAGGUGCGGCUGGAGUCAAACUGGAGGCGGUUAUGGAGCAGCUCCAGAGACAACAGCAAGCUAAACUAGAGAUGGAGCGCAAGGAGAGACACCUCAGGGAAGCUCAUAUUUUGUAUGCCCAGCAGCUGGCUGCACAGCAAGCGAUCAUGGCCUCCAGAGCUCAGGGCACCCCAUUUACCCCUGAUUUCUACAAGAACUCCAGAGACAGAGCGCUGAAAGCUGGCCAGGGGCCUCAAACUGCCAGGGGGCCCAUGAAAACCGUCUCUGACCAAGUACAUGAGGAAGAUGCCACUGAUGAGAUGGACAGAGGACGAGGGUCCGAGGGGGACGAAUACGACGACGAUGAGAUGAUGGAUGGGGAAGACGGUAGCGAAGAAGAGGAAAGCGAAGGCUUGGAGUUCCUCAGGAAGCAAAGUCUUGCGCUCCAGCAAGCGUCUGUCGGAGUUCCUCCGUAUACGUUCCCUGUCUAUGCCGCAUCGCCAUCCGCUGCUAAAAAACGUCCCCUGUCGCCGACCACUAAGGUGAAAGACGAGCCUGAAGACUCCCUUCCUGACCAACAAUCGUUCAGCACACCAAACGGACUGGCUGAUUGGAGCCUCGAUGACUCAUUCAAACAGAAUGGAAAUUCAAGUUGGAACGAGGAAGGCGAGGGUGGGAGAAGCCGAGCAGAGGCCUCUAGAGACUUUGCCAAGCUUUACGAACUGGACAACGACCCAAACCGGAAGGAGUUUCUCGAUGACCUCUUUGCAUACAUGCAGAAACGAGGUACUCCUGUGAAUCGAAUCCCCAUCAUGGCCAAGCAGGUGUUGGAUCUGUACAUGCUGUAUAAGCUGGUGACUGAGAAGGGAGGUCUGGUGGAGGUGAUAAACAAGAAGAUCUGGAGGGAGAUCACCAAAGGCCUGAACCUGCCCACCUCCAUCACCAGCGCCGCCUUCACCCUGCGAACACAGUAUAUGAAGUACCUGUACCCAUACGAGUGUGAGAAGAAGGGUCUGAGUUCCCCUGGAGAGCUGCAGGCGGCCAUCGACAGCAACCGAAGAGAGGGCCGUCGCCCAGGAUACAGCAACAGCCUGUACCGCUUCUCCCCUUCCCCCAGUGCCUCGGCCUCGCACCUCCUCUCUCCUCCUAAGAUGCACCUGCAAGCCACGGGACACAACGGACUGCAGGCCACCCCCAGUCCUGGCCUGAAGAAAGCCACAGUCCCAGAGGACGGUCCAGUCUCCAUGUUGCCAGGUCGACUCCCUCUAGCCCUGGCUCUCGGGCAUCAGCAGCAGCUGGCACGCGCCGCCACCCUGGAGCAGCUGAGGGAGAGGCUGGAGACGGGCAUGAGCGCGGGGGCCGCGGCGCUGGAGGGGCCCGAGAGGAAGAUGGCGCGUCUGGCGGAGGAGCAGCAGAGGCUACUGCAGCAGGCUUUCCAACAAAACCUGCUGGCCAUGGCAUCCCAGGUGAACCCCGCCAGCCUGCGGAUGACCAACACCAGCACCCGCGAGGACAAACAGGACCUGUCUCUCAGCAUUUCUUCUAAUGGCUCGGCAAGCAUCAAUGUGUCUGUGGAGGUCAAUGGGAUUAUUUACGCAGGAUCCUUGUAUGCUCAGAAGGCUGGAGCGGUUCCCACCGCUGUCACAGCCAUGUUCGCAGGCCAGACCUCCACCCUCAGUCCCGGUAUCCCCUCUUCCUCCUCCUCGUCCUCCUCAAAGGGCUCUGACUCUGUGGAUCCGGCCACAGGAGGGUCACCCUAACUGUCAUCAGCAAGUCAGUCCAAACUACAGUCUCCAGAGGCGACACAGCAAAUCCCAGUCUGCCUCCCGCACAAACCACAGCUGUGUUUUCCUUCCAGUGAAGGGAGGACCACACACACACACACACACUUCUACAAACUCGUCAGCUGUUAAAAGCUCAUCACGGACCCCACCUGCUCUUCUCCACAAGAUGUUUUCUCAGGACUGAGAAGACUGGUUUUUAGAGAUGUUUGAUUCAACAGAAUACCUCAGCUGUCUUAAUCUCAGUGCUGUCGUGAGUGUAAACACUUCGGUGAUCGUGUAAUCAUGCCUUACAUUCACUCACAGAGAUCUGCGAAGCAAUCAUGGCAUGAUCAAAUCACCUUCUGCCAAAGCCACAUUUGUGAGGUUGUGGUUGACACCUUUUCUCUUUUUUGCUGUCUAUUAAUUCUCUUAUUUAAAAAUGUUUGCUGAAUUUACCUCAUCUGCAGUGAAUUUAAAAGACUCAGGAUCGAUUAUGAUACUGCUGUGUAGCUCUUUAUCUAAUAUGAUGGAUUUUUAAACACGCUACAAAUCCCCAUCAAGUGUUGUGAAGUUGGUUUGGUAAGAAAAAGGGGUCACAGAUAUUAUUUUUUUCUUUUUUUAAGAAUUAUUUACUUGAUUUUAUUGUUUUCUAUUUCCGUUGUUUUGUAGCUUCUAGAUACAGAAAUAUUCAUAUGAUUUGAAAAGAGUUUUGAGUUUGAAACUGCAUUUUACACAGCUGAGAGGUUUCGUUUUUUUGUUCUUAUUUAGACAUAUUUACAGGCAACAGUUUGGUUGAAAGAUUUUUCUCUACCUCAGACACAAGACAAUGUACGGUUGAAAGGAAAUGAUGUGGACACGCACGGUUUGUGUCGCACAUGUCAAUCAUUUCGGUGCGUUGGACGAUCAUGUACAGGCUCGUAAAUAUAAGGGCCUUGAUUAGUGUACUAUUCUUCUACUCUUCUACGAGUUCUUUAAAACAAACCAGGUCACGGAAAAGCAGGAUAACAUUCAAAUCAAAGGAAGAUUGGAUGUUUUUUUUUAGUUGUCGAACUUCAGACCUCACGUAUCUUUCCAUAUUGGAAAGCGAGUUUCUCAGGAAUUUCCUUUUUUUUUCUUCUUCAUUAAAUUUUAAUUUCAGAACCUAGACUCAGUCUUGCUCCUGAAACGGAUGACACUAGUUAUAUGUCAGUCAGUGUGGGACUGAAAUAGCUACCUCACUCAGGUUUUACCUCAGAUGUAGUUCAAUGCUUGCAGUACAUCACUGAAUUACCUCAGAAGUACUGUCUUUUAAUGCAAAAAAAAUACUCUCUCAGGUAAUGAAUUUGCAAAAUACCUCAUUGAAAGGCAGAACAACUUUACGGCAUUGUGAGAUAGUUAAAUGCAGUAUCUCAUAUCCAUGAAGUAUUGAUUAUCGCUAAAACUGUCUUCCAGUACUUCCAAUACACUUCCAGUAGCAAUCAAGGCUUGUUCAAAUACUCAUGCUGAUUUAGCCUCAUCAACAAAAUAGAAAUCCUGCAUUUGCUUGACCCUGGGACCUGCUGGGAUACAGACACUUUUAAUUUCUAUAUUCUUCAGAUAACGACAUAGCUGAAAACCAAAGACCAUGUGUUUGUUAUCCUCUUUGAUGACCUCACUGUAUGGACAUAUGCAACUUUACACAAUGAAAUUAAAGUCUGAUCUGAUGCAA